Messenger RNA from Lingula anatina, 1751 nucleotides. RefSeq lists its product as uncharacterized. Lineage: Eukaryota; Metazoa; Brachiopoda; Lingulata; Lingulida; Lingulidae. The record is from RefSeq and is a predicted model, not a curated record.
CAAUGCCUGAUCAAAGGUCAAGGUCGGAAAACAUUUGUGACCACUUUUCAGUAGUUGAUUGUGUCAUAUCUCCAGUGGAGCAUAACUAGAUGUAGAUGCCAUGCCAGAAGCAUGCUGGAACUGUAAAAAAGAAGACUGCACAAAGCAAUGUAGUAAAUGUCAUAGGGCUUACUACUGUGACAGAAAUUGCCAGACAAACCACUGGGCAAAACACAGGGAAAAAUGUAAAAUUCAUAAAAUAUUUCGCCAUGUAACCAAAGCAAUAGGAAAACAUGGAGUCUUUGAUAAUGCUCUCAUAGGAGCUUUUUCAUUUUAUUACAAUCUUCGACAACGUAAGAUAGAAUCCUGCAUGAAAUUGGGAUAUUGGAUCACAAAGACUUCUAGUCAAUCGGAACAAAUUCGACGUCAUGUGUGGGUAGAUGUAGGUGGCCAGGAGUUUGACCCUGGGAGAGAAAUCAAUGCAAUUAUGUUUAAGACAUAUGAAGUUUAUAUAGCACUGAACGUCCUGUGCCCACAGAGAUUGUGUGAAGACAAAGACGUGCCAGAAGGAACAGUUUUUGCAGAUCCAGAAGACCAACAUCAACAAGAAAUGGAGGAUGAUUUUUAUCGGUUGACACAGCAUGAGAGUGAUCAAAAGUGGUUCAUUGAUAAAAUGUUCAACAGGUUUGGGAAUAUUUUGUGCAGGAAGAUAUUUCCUGAUUAUGACUAUUUGCCUCCUAAAACUUCGAAAAUCACUUUGGCUGAAGCCGAUCCUACUGCAGAGAAUAACAGUAAAAGCAACUCUGGGGCAGCCAUCAGAGGGGACAUAACAAGUAUAACAAAUGAUGCUGAUGACACAAAAAGUGCAGAAACUGCUACUAUAGCUGAUUCAAAUGACCAAAGACCCAUUAAGGGUGACACUGAAAAAGAACAUGAGGUUAAUUUCAGAACAUCUAAAAGUUCCAUAAAAGUUCAUAGCAAACAAGCUACAAGGAUGUUGAAAAAAGCGAAGAAAAGGGAAAGUUUUGCAAUAUGCCGACCUCAUCCUCUGGAGGACCAAUUAGAUUGACAUCUCAGUAUGAUUAAAAUUUUCAUUGAUUGAAACCAUGUGCCACUUAUCUUAUGUCUGAUGAUAAUAUAUUUUCAAGUUUAAAAUUUUAGCAUCUUUGAUGCAUAGGGAAAUUGAUUACUUUUGUAAUAAGCUGAAUCCAUUUCUUAUUUUUUCUAGAACAUAAUUAGAGUUUAAAGUUUUCACCUUUUUAAAGGUUAUUCUUGUAAAGAAUAUUAUUAUAAUGAAUAUUUGGAUUAAGCCUGUUGAAUUUAGACCACAUCUUUAUCUAUAGGUCUGUCUCUGUUAAUUUCAUAAAAUAACUUUAUUUCUGGUAUAUUUUCAUUAUAACAGUAUAAUGUUUCUUUGGAAGGUUAUAUUUCCUCCAGACAGGAACAGACCUGAUUUGAUUAUCUUGUCUGAAUCAAGUUACAUAUCAAAAUCUUAACUCAAAGACAUACAUUGUGUGAAAAUUUUGAAGAGAUUGUAUGUCUUUUUAGAGGAAAGUUGAAAAUUGUGAUCAGAAGGGAUUUAAUUUUUAAGAGAGGAAAGAAUGUCACCUAAUUGAGAACGUUCAAGAUAUAUGAUUUAGAAUCAACUUGACUGUUCAUACCUGGAAGUGUGAUCUUUAUUAUUAAUCGUACUUACUUUGUUACCUCCACCAAGGAGGUUAUGUUUUCAACCCUGUUUGUUUGUCUGUCUGUCUUUCUGUCUGUCUGUCUGU